CGUGCACCCUUCAUUUAAAGAAUGAAAGUAAACCUACAUUCUGUCGCUCUCUAUUGCACACACACACACACACACACACACACACACACACACACACGCCCACAAAUGGAGGCACAGUGACAGAUGAACAUGAGACAUCCUGGCGGCGUGCUCCACUGAUGACGGGGUGUCAUGGAAACACCCCGCGUUCUCCAUGGCUACGCGCUCUCUUACCCCCACGGGAUACUCUCUUAUGAUUGUGCAGACAAAGCACUUGAGCUAUACAACAACUCUGUGUGGCCAUUACACACACACACACACACACACACACACACACAGACGCACACAUAUUGUUUCUUAUCAGGAUCUUAAUGGACAUAAAUUAGCCUAUUAUGUGCUUUUGGGAUUAGAGCCGUGAUUUUAGCCUAAUAGUCUGUUUCUGUGCUCCGAUUCCACAAAGCCGGGAAGAUGUUUGCCAAUAAAAGCUCAACAUUUGAAUCCAGUCAUGUGGAAUCAGGUGCACAUUUAGUGGAAAAGACUUUUACCUUUUAUAGUUAAAGCAAACUAAAUUUGGUGCUGUCGUCACUUUCAGGUUUCGACCGUUUGGCUUCCUGUGAAACUUCUCAACAUCCCUUUUCGUCCGUCCGCACGCGUGUGUGUGCGCGUGUGUGUGUGCGUGCGUUCAUGUGUGUGUGGGAGCUGUUUGUGUAGUCGAUGCAAAUCACAUAUAAUAAACGCAGUAAUGAAGACAAAAGCACAUAGCUCUGUUACUUCUGUUCAUUAAGCAGUUAAUGUAGCUUCCUGUUCAUGUGUCUGCAGGCCGCUAAUUAAUAAAGCUUCUUGUUAUUUAUUAAAAAAAAACAAUAAUGAACACGAGCAUUGUGUUAAACUUUCUCUUUCUCUCUUUUUCUCCAGACUCCAUUGACCAGCUCCCGUACGACCACGCCCACAGAGUACAGGGGAGGGGGGAUCUGAUCGUCCAUCAUCUCGGCGCCGUGUCAAGGUGCUGAUAUGUGUUCACGAUGAGCGGACUGGGGGAGAACUCCAUGGAGCCUCUGAGCUCAGAAAACCGAAAACGCAAGCUCUCCACUUGUGACACGCCUGGUCUGGGGUGUGAGAGGAAACGACGGGAGCAGGAGAGCAAAUACAUAGAAGAGCUCGCUGAGCUGAUCUCUGCCAACCUAAGUGACAUCGACAGCUUCAACGUCAAACCGGACAAAUGUGCCAUCCUCAAAGAGACAGUUCGCCAGAUCCGCCAGAUCAAAGAGCAGGGAAAAGCGUCUUCCAAUGAUGACGACGUCCAGAAGUCGGAUGUUUCCUCAACAGGUCAGGGGGUCAUUGACAAGGACCACCUGGGGCCGCUCCUGCUGCAGGCUCUCGACGGCUUUCUGUUCGUGGUGAACCGCGAGGGCAGCAUCGUGUUUGUGUCGGACAACGUGACGCAGUACCUGCAGUACAAACAGGAGGAGCUCAUCAACACCAGCGUGUACACUAUACUCCAUGAGGACGACAGGGAGGAGUUCCACAAGAACCUGCCCAAGAGCAACAUAAAUGGAGUCUCGUGGGGAAGUGAGGCCACCCGACAAAAGAGUCACACCUUCACUUGCCGGAUGCUGGUCAAGUUUGGCCACGCCCACGGCCCCAUGGAGGAGGGGCCAGGAGGGCCACGCUAUGAGACCAUGCAGUGUUUUGCUCUCACGCAGCCCAAGGCAAUGAUUGAGGAGGGUGAAGACCUUCAGUCAUGUAUGAUCUGUGUGGCCCGACGGGUGACAGCUAUGGAGAGAACAGAGAGUUUUAAUACCCGUCACGAGCUAUCAGGUAAAUUGAUCCAGAUCGACCAGAACUCUCUGCGGGCAUCGAUGCGUCCAGGCUGGGAGGAUUUGUUGAGGCGCUGCAUUCAAAUGUUCCUUCAGCAUAGUGACGGGCAGCCCUGGUCGCACAAACGCCACUACCAUGAGGCCUUUUUGCAGGGUCACGCUGAGACACCACUGUACCGCUUCUCUCUGUCCGACGGCACUCCAGUUACGGCGCAGACCAAGAGCAAACUGUAUCGGCAUCCAAUGAGCAACGAGCCUCAAGGAUUCAUCUCCACUCACCUACUACAGAGGGAACCCAAUGGUUACCGCUCCUCUCAGGGUGGGGGCAUGAUGCCGAAUGCUAUGAGACAACAGGGCAUGGGAGGCCCGAACCCCAAUGCCCAAAUGAAUAUGAACAACGGCGGGGGCAUGGGGAUGGGAAGCAUGGGCGGCAUGAACAGGGGCUUUGGCAUGAAUGAGCAGGGCCACAUGGGUCACAUGGGUCCAAUGGGCGGCGGCUCUAUGUAUGGAGCAAAUGGAGGAGCGAGUGGAGGCAUGGGCAACCGCAUGAUGCAGAUGAAUCAGAUGGGGCAGAUGGGUCAGGUGGGGCACAUGAAUCAGAUGAAUCAAAUGGGUCCCAUGAAUCACCCUGGCCAAGGAAUGCAGCAACACCCACAGCAGCCCCCAUUUCAGAGCAGCGGAGGGUUUGGGCUGGGUGGCAUGAAUAGCCCCUCCGGAAGCCCCAGAAUGGGUGGACCCCAGCAGGGACUCCUGAUGUCACCACGGAACAGAGGUAGUCCAAAGAUGGGUGCCAACCAGUUCUCACCAGGAGGCUUACACUCUCCCAUGAGUGGCAUUGUCAGUGGUGGAGGAAGCGGAGGAAGUACCACCACCUUCUCCAGCAGCUCACUAAACGCCCUACAAGCAAUCAGCGAAGGUGUAGGCAGCUCCCUUCCCUCGACCUUAACGUCACCCUCGCCAGCCCUUAAACCUGACAGCUCUCCCAGUGUCCACUCCUCCUCUUCCUCUCAGCCCAGUCAGCCGGCAAAACCAGGCCAAGAUGGCUCCAAAAGCCCCGCCGGAGGCUUUGGGCCUGGGCCGGGUGACCAUCACCACCCAAUGCAGCAUCACCACCACCAUCAGCAUCCUCAGGCUGAGAGUUCUGGAGAUCGUCCUGACAGCCAGGCAGCUACGGCGACUAAAGAGUGCGGCGAUGCAGGCAAUGAGGCAGGGGUGGCGAGCUCAGAGCCUCCUCGGAGGUUGCCGGACAGUAAGGGGCAUAAGAAGUUGCUCCAGUUGCUGACAUCCCCAACUGAGGAGCUGGGAAUAAGUGGCAGUGGGCCAGCAGGGCCCCCUGUACCACCCCCACCACCCAGCAGCAGCACUCCUGCAGGCUCAGAUAGUAAGGACCCCACAGGAGGCAUGACCAGCCCGUCGUCUACUGGGGUCUCUUCCUCUUCCUCAGCCAGUGCCAAUCCAGGUCUGGCGACUGGUCCAGGGGGCGUGUCAACAUCACUUUCAUCAGCCCACUACACGGGCUCGCUGCAAGAAAAGCACAAGAUCCUCCACAAGCUUCUUCAGAAUGGCAACACCCCAGAUGAAGUGGCCAAGAUCACGGCUGAGGCGACAGGAAAGGUGUCACUGGGGAAUCAGGAGGGAGGGGAGGUUGGAACAGGCGGAUCAGGAGGCGGUACUGGACCUGGGAAUACUACCGAGCCCAAACAGGAGCAGCAUAGCCCCAAGAAGGAGAAGACCCAUGCCCUUCUUCACUACCUCCUCAAUAAGGAUGAUUCCAAAGAGCCGGCAGACAUAAAGCCUAAACUAGAAGAGCUAGAAGGGAAGGGGGCCCCGGGGGCUGCUGGCGGCCCUGCACGGGGAGGUCCUGGAUGUGGUAACGGCCCUGCACCUGAACAUCCUGAGAGCAAGAUCAAGUCAGAGCCGCCUGAUGACUUGCACAACCUGGAGUCCAUCCUCGGAGAUUUGAGGGGUUCAAACUCAGACUUUUACCCGGAUCAAGCUGGAGGGGCUAAUGAUGCGGGAAACAAACCACAGGGUUGCCUCGAUGACAGCCUGCAGAGGAGUCCAGGAAUGGGUCCAGGUCCUCGGGGACCCUUCCAGAGGGCCAUGUCCAUAGAUGGGAAGCCUCCAGUUGGUCCAGGAGGGACAGGUAGACGCCCCAUGCUGAUCAAGCAGGAGAACAUAAUGGGCAGUCCAGACGGGUACCCAGGAAACAUGGGACCAAUGAAUAGAGGCAUGGUUCCCCAGAGGUCUCCAAUGGGGGGUUCAGGGGAUUGGAGCAUGCCCCGUUCCAGCGCAAGCCCUGUGGGGUCAGCAGGACACCCCUCCAUGAUGCGCCCAGGCAUGGAGUACAACAACAGCAAGGGCAUGAUGUCAGGCCCUAUGGUUAGCCGCUCCAACAGUGUACCCGGCACCAGGUCAAUGCUGCAGCAACAGCUCAUGGAAAUGGGUGGUUCUGCUGACAUGGGUAUGGGAAUGAGCCCCUUCAGCCAGCAAGGCCAGCCCAGCCAGUCCUCGUCCUGGCCGGAUUCUAUAAUGGGCAUGGAGGGUAACAGACGCCAGUUUGGGAACACCUUAGAUGAUCUUCUGGUGCCUCCCACCACCAGCGAGGGACAGAGUGAUGAGCGGGCGCUGCUCGAUCAGCUGGACUCGCUGCUGAAUAACACUGACGGCAUUGCUCUUGAGGAGAUUGAUCGAGCCCUGGGCAUCCCAGACCUCGUCAGCCAGAAUCAGGGGGCUGAGCAGCAGCUGGAGCCUUUUCCAGGACAGGACGCUUCCAUGGUGCUGGACCAGAAGCCUCUCUACGGACAGGGCUACCCCGGACCCCCCUCCAUGCCCAUGCAGUCCGGCUACGGAGGGAACCCCAUGCAGGGACAGACUCAGCAGGGGGGGUUUGGGCCCAUGCUCUCUCAGAUGGGCCAAGGUGGCAGUUUCCCUGGUAUGGGUGGGAUGGGUGGCAUGGGACACCCUCGUGCCAACAUGAUGAGACCCCGAAUGAUGACGGCCAACAAGCCCAUGAGGCUUCAGCUGCAACAGAGGCUGCAGGGACAGCAGUUCAUGAAUCAGACGCGGCAGGGUAUGGGCAUGAAGAUGGAGAAUCCGGGAGGAAACCCUGGCAUGAGGCCAGGCAUGCAGCCUGGCAUGGGAGGACAGCAGGGCUUCCUCAAUGCUCAGAUGAUGGCUCAGCGCAGCAGGGAGAUGGUCACCAUGCAGAUGAGAAGGCAGCGUAUGAUGAUGCUGAUGCAGCAGCAGCAACAACAGGCUGCGGCGGCCGCUGCUGCAGCCGCAGGAGGAUUCAGUCCCCCUCCAAACGUCACGGCUCCUGGCGGCAUGGACAAUCCCAUGGGAGGGCCGAGCAUGGGUCAGCCGGGCCCGCAGCAGUUUGGCUACGGAGGGAGCUAUGGGAUGGGACAGCAGGGAGACCCUUCGUUCGGACCAUCAGGCGGCAGUCCUCCUAACGCGAUGAUACCCAGCCGCCUAGGACCUCAAAACCCCAUGAUGCAACAGCACCCACAAGGCGGUCCCAUGUACCAGGGUGCUGAUAUGAAAGGCUGGUCGCAGGGAGGCAUGGGACGCAGCAGUUCGUACCCACAGCAGCAGUUUGGGCCACAGGGACCUCCAGGGCAGCAGCAGUUUGGGCAGCAGGGGAAUCCAGGCCAGUAUGGGGGCAUGAUGAUGAACGGGGGCAUGCCAGCCAGCGGAGGAGCAGGUCACAUGGGGCAGAUGGGGGGGCAGAUGGGAAUGAACCCGAUGGUGAUGGGACGCAUGCCUAUGGGGCCUGAUCAGAAAUACUGCUGAGCAUGGUGACAGCAGCAUUUGUCUCACUGUGAUCUCCAUCCAGAGAGAGGACACAGCUGCAGCACAGGAGUGAGGAGGAGGAGGAGGAGGAG
Messenger RNA from Labrus mixtus (cuckoo wrasse), 5683 nucleotides. Its product is annotated as nuclear receptor coactivator 3-like. Gene Ontology annotation, molecular function: protein dimerization activity; nuclear receptor binding. Lineage: Eukaryota; Metazoa; Chordata; Actinopteri; Labriformes; Labridae. The coding region runs from base 1002 to 5591 and encodes 1529 amino acids. The transcript has 22 exons. Gene Ontology annotation, biological process: cellular response to hormone stimulus; positive regulation of transcription by RNA polymerase II. Gene Ontology annotation, cellular component: nucleus. The record is from RefSeq and is a predicted model, not a curated record.